AUGCGGCCUCCUUCUUUCUCCGAUGCCAAAGGACCUUUAGCAGCAGAGGAGUUCCUCAAGGUCACGGAGACUAUCCUUACGGAUACCUUCACAAACCGCUUCAACAGGAAGUACUUCCCUCAGUCGGCUCGGGACGAGCUUUUGCGUAAGUUUGUUGAACUCAAGCAAGGAGGUCGAUCCGUUGAUGAGUACAAGGCUGAGUUUUCUUCCCUGAGUCCAUACGCUCCUCAUCUUGUUACAUACCCCACUAUUAGGAGGCAUCAGUUCCAGAAGGGUCUGGACAAGUAUAUUAGAUUGGCUCUAACUGGUAGAGCACUUGCGACGUACAAUGCGGUAUUAGAUGCAUCACGUGAGAUUGAGAGCGUGCAAAAGGAACCUGAAGACCCACAUGUGAUUCGGAACAGGGCACCAGUAGUUCCAGAAAGGAAUGUCGAGCAUCCUCCUCAGAGGCAGCAGCAGAACUCGCAGAGGCAGCAACAUUCUCAGCGUCAGCCAUUUCAUCAGGCUCAUCCUUAUCAGCGUCCUGGAGUACAGUUUCAGAACCUGUCGUUGGUGCAGUGUUCCUAUUGUAGCUACCCUGGGCAUACCCAGCAGAAGUGCCCCAGGCAUCUUCGUCUGUGCUACAACUGUGGGUCCCCCGAUCAUGUCAACCGGGAAUGUCCGCAGCGGCAGCAGGCCAGCUUGCCCCCACCUCCAGUACGAGCAGCUCUUCCAGCUCCACCUCAAUCAGACUCAGCAGAUCCAGCUCGGCACGGACCCUACCCUAGAGCAGGCCCUCAUCCUUCAUAG
This is a messenger RNA of Asparagus officinalis (garden asparagus), 789 nucleotides long. RefSeq lists its product as uncharacterized. The transcript is spliced from 2 exons. Gene Ontology annotation, molecular function: nucleic acid binding; zinc ion binding. The coding region runs from base 1 to 789 and encodes 262 amino acids. The record is from RefSeq and is a predicted model, not a curated record. Lineage: Eukaryota; Viridiplantae; Streptophyta; Magnoliopsida; Asparagales; Asparagaceae.